Puccinia graminis f. sp. tritici CRL 75-36-700-3 is the source of this 2394-nucleotide messenger RNA. RefSeq lists its product as uncharacterized. Gene Ontology annotation, biological process: RNA 3'-end processing. The transcript is spliced from 3 exons. The coding region runs from base 157 to 2313 and encodes 718 amino acids. Gene Ontology annotation, molecular function: nucleotidyltransferase activity. Lineage: Eukaryota; Fungi; Basidiomycota; Pucciniomycetes; Pucciniales; Pucciniaceae. The record is from RefSeq and is a predicted model, not a curated record.
GUACUUGCUUACUUAAGCCGCAUACAUAUAUGUAGCACACCCAACAACCUGUGGCUGUUGACCAUCCAUCAUCAUCAGAUCCCAACCUCAUCUUCAUCUUCUCCCAUCCAAACAAUCCACUUCCUCAAGAACUCAAGCAACAUCUCCCAAAAAAUUAUGCCAUCCAACCAGGCCCAGAAAAGGACUCGAUUACCACUCACCCCAUCCCACCAUCAGGCUAUAACCAACACCAACAUCCAGCAGAAUAUCAAUCAGCACUCCAUCAGCACCAUCAGCCAACCUGCAAACUCACUUCCAACCCUUCGCAAGAAGAAAUCUAAACUCAUCCAUUCUCUUCAAGCCCUCAAGCCUGCUGGACAGACCCAAAAUACCAAAGACUCGUCCGAAAACGCCCAAGCUCCUCUUCUCAUCAGUCUCACCCCUCACUCUGCUGCUAAUCCCCCCACCAAGGGAAAAGCUAAGAAGACUAUGGACAAACCGCUACUGUCUACCACCAAUGACCAUCCUUCAGGACCCCUCUUACCCAUUCAGCGACAAUUCCAGCUCGUUGGCAAUCAAAUAUUCGAAUACGUUCGUCUUUUAACACCGGACGCACAUCUGAUGAACGAAAGAUCAAAACUAGUGCACUUCAUCUCGCAGGUCAUCAAUCGUUCCAAGCUCGGAAAAAGGCCACCCGGUUCACAGCCCUACACGCUCCAAGUAUUUGGCUCGAUCAGCUUCGGAUUAGAUUCGAUAGAUUCCGACUUAGACAUCUGUAUCCUCGAUCCAGACCGACCCCAGGGACUCGAUGAGGCAGACUGCAGCACUCCGAAGGCAUUGCCCAAGGUCUACAACGUCAAACUACUCUCACACAUCUUCAACUAUGCCCAGUUCAUCGACGUCAGGCCGAUCCCGUUGGCCAAGACACCGAUCCUCAAAUUCCGCAGCCCAAACGGCCUCUUCUCUGUCGACCUCAACUGCAACAAUCUCUUGGGCUGUCGGAACUCCAAGUUGAUCAAAGCCUAUCACGACCUCUCUUCUCCCCUGAUCUUCAGGCCACUCGCAAUGGUCAUCAAACAGUGGGCUAAAGCACGCGGCUACUGUGAUCCUUCGGGCAGCCAAGGUCCCAUCUCAGCUUCUUCUUACACACUCAUCCUCCUCCUAAUCGGAUAUCUGCAAGUCAUCAAUCAUCUCCCUAAUCUUCAGGAUCCAGAAUAUAUACAACGCGCGUUUGGUCAUUCAAGCCCUGACAUUAUUUACGUUAAAAAGUCCCCUCAGACUCGACUGAAUAAACCGAAAAAACCCUCAAACCCUCCCAAUACGACUACUACGACGGCUUCUACUACCUAUAAACCGCCAAGCGCACUCGUGGGUAUUAACGCUAGCUUUGUCAAUUCCCCACCCGAGUCAUUCCAUUGGAAUCAAACCUUUUCAACCGCUUCGCUCAAGGAUCGCAAUGCUCUAUGCGAGUUAAUCUCGAAACUUUUGCUUGGGUUUUUCGAAUUUUAUGAUCGAUUUGAUUUUGAAUCGUAUCUGAUUUCGAUCCGAGAUGGCAAACCAUUACGACGGGAGCCGACGGUUGUAAUCGCGCGAAGUCAGUCGAAUUCCGGGGUCCCGCAGUCCCAAGAAGGAGGACGAUACCAGACUGGAGCCAAAGAAGAAGACGAUGAAGAUCGGGCGCGAGAUGUGGAGCGAUUGCUGGCGGGCUUGCAGGAGGAUCUGAGCAACAAGAAGCGAUAUCCAUCGUCGGAUUCGGACGAGGAGGACGAGAUCACUUACAUCCCGUUUGCCUGUCGAGAAGGGCUUCCAGAGGCCGUCCAACGAGAGCUCGACUCGCAAGCGUUGAGGUCUCGGACUGUGUCUCGGGGCCCGGGACAGAAGAUCAACGGAGAAGAUGGGAGCUCGUCGGACUCUACCCGGGUCUCUGCCGACCGCUCCCGCUCACCUUCUCACAAUAACAACCUCCUCAAAUCCAAUGCUCUCAACCUCGACCAUCGGCCCUCGUCGACCCCCCUCACACUGCAUCCUCAACUACCUCUUUCUGUCUCCUCGGACUCCGAACUUCGUCCUUCCUCGGAUUCCGCAUCACUCUCUUCUUCCCUCCCUUCUUCCCUCGAAGGACACCCUCCUCAUCACCAUGCUCAUCCUAAUAAUAGGGAGCCUACUUUACUCCAAUGGCCUCAUCCGAUCGUCGUCGUAGAUCCCUUCUUAUACGAAAGAAAUACGGCUGGGAACAUCAAGAUCCAAGUGCUGGAUGAAAUCAAAGCCGAGUUUUCUCGAGCCCGUCAAAUCCUAGCCAGUGGAGGAUCACUAGACCACUUAUUCCACGCCUGACCUGUCUCGUCUCUGGUUUCUGCAAAUACACACACACCUGUUAUCUUUCUUUUUCUGUCCUGUCCUAAUUGUUCUUUUUUU